GGAGUCGGACCCCGCCCAGCGGGUCCUGAUCUUCGCGAAGCUCCUGGGCAUGGCCGCAGUGGCUGGUGGCCUGCUGCGUGGCGAGAUGCGCACUCGAGCAGCCUUCGACUCGCCCUUCCCGCUGCUGGAGUCCGCCAGGAGCGCCGACCUUGCCGAGCGCCCCAAGGAGAGAGCCGCGAGGCGCGCGCUGGACCUGGCGCGGCUGCAGCGUGCGCACCUGGCGCGCUGCCGGCUGCUGGUCGUCGCCGGCGCCCCUGACGCGGGCAAGACCACGCUGUUGCGUGAGGCCUUCGGCCUCGGAAAUCUCGCCGCGGGGCUGAGCCCUGAGAUGCGUACAGAGCAGAUCCAGUUCGAGCUGCAUCCCGCUGGGGACGACAGAUGCUGCCCGAUAUACUUGGUGGACACCCCAGGCGCUGGCGACGCGGAUCAGCUGCACCGCAACGACAUGGCCAGGAUGUUGCAGAGCGCCAGUGCGUCGCUGCCAGGGGGGGUGGUGGUCGUGUGGGUGUUGCGCGCCGGGCGCAGCGAGCGCCGGGAGGGUGACGAGCUCGUGCGGAAGAUGGCCGCGGCUGGGGCCGAGGUGCGGGCGAUCGUCACCCACAUUGACCGUUUAUUCGAAGAGCGGUAUCGGGAGCUCGGCCCCCUGUGGAAAGAAGGAGAGUUGCGAGGCGUGCCGCACAAAGAUCCACGGUGGGCGACGACGAGGAGAAGGCUCAUGGCCGAGCUCCGCGACGAGGUAGAGGCCCCCAUUCACACCGCUUUGGGCACAGUCAACAGCACCUUCUUUGGGCUUGCCUACGCGUGCUUGGGCGGCUGGAUGGUUGGUGACGGCGACGUCAGCGAGGACGACGAGUUCGCCAUGCAGCCACCAUGGCCGUGGGCGAGGCAGGAGAUCAGGGAGUUCUUUCAGGUGUUGGACCGCGAUGGCGCCAGGAUGUGGCUCAACGAGACUGUGGGCCAAUGACGGGGCCUGGGCCGCUGAGCAGGCGUCGUUUCAAGGUUAGAUUAGUCAUGUAUUGUUACGAGAUUCAUGGCGUGAGUACGAGGCGGUACCGUGAUGUUUGGUGGCUUUAAUGCUAUGUCGCCUUGAGCAUCUGAUUUCGCAGGGGGCUUGACCACGCCAUUAGUUAGAAGGCUGCCACUCGGACCUGAGAAGGUUCUUUCAAUUUGAUGUUUUAGUGGGGGUCCAUGGGCAUGGGCCGUGGGCCUCCUAUCUUCUGACCGGGCACGCUGGCCCCGACGGAGUCGGCCAAGCGUUGGCUAGCCGCGUCCACGCGUAAUUUUUGAAUCGGAGUAUCAUCCAUCUCUUGGUCUUUCUGCCCUGUACAGCGGCGCGGCGCUGCAUAACUGCAUACGGGCGUCAAGGUUGCCGUACCAUCUGAUUGCCAUUGUUUUUCUCAGAUUCGUUAGCAGCCUCGGAUGCGCGCGCCCAGGCAUGUAUAUCUAUGCGCCCCCAGUGCUGCUGUCGAUGCUGGACGGUCUCGGCUUGCGGUCCAGACGGUCUUGCCAUCUGAAGGUGGUUCGAGGCCGUCCCUGCGGCAGGGGAGCCCUUUCCCCGACGUAGGUUCGCCAGCCUGUUGUGAGUUGUAGGGCAGGACGCCUGACGAUCUAUCCAAUAUGCAUAUCCAUGCACGCGCGCGUAAUUCAUGGCAGCCACGCUGAUGAGUGGACAAGCCGCGCUUCGAGAUCCAGAGAAAAAGAACAGCGCAGCGCGGCAACGAUGGUGCGAUUCAGCUUGUACAGGGCACUGGUGGCACAGCCUUUACCGCAACAUUGCACCUUGACUUUGCAAUGUCGUAGGUGCAUUCUGGGAACGUCGUAGUUCGUACGCACCUGACGACGACUGUGUUGGCGCGAAGAUGCGAUCCACUUGUUCUGAUUCUGCAGCUCUGGCAUGAGAGAG
Messenger RNA from Prorocentrum cordatum, 1903 nucleotides. The record is from the annotation of a GenBank genome assembly. NCBI's taxonomy places the organism in Eukaryota, Dinophyceae, Prorocentrales, Prorocentraceae.